Chaetomium strumarium is the source of this 1690-nucleotide messenger RNA. Its product is annotated as Aspartate/glutamate/uridylate kinase. The transcript has 5 exons. The coding region runs from base 130 to 1620 and encodes 496 amino acids. Gene Ontology annotation, molecular function: glutamate 5-kinase activity; ATP binding; RNA binding. NCBI's taxonomy places the organism in Eukaryota, Fungi, Ascomycota, Sordariomycetes, Sordariales, Chaetomiaceae. The record is from RefSeq and is a predicted model, not a curated record. Gene Ontology annotation, cellular component: cytoplasm; cytosol.
GCUAUAUAAUGGAAUCAAGUUGGAAUCUGUGUAAGAGAGACAUCCCUCAGAUACGAAUUGAUAGUUCUCAAAGCGGUGUCGUACCUUCAAUCAUCUCCUACUGACUUCUUAAUUGUAUAUCUUGCAGCCAUGAGGGGCCCGCGUCCACUUGGUGUUGUGAUAAAAUUAGGAACGAGCUCGAUUGUGGACGAAAAGACUCAUGAACCCCUCCUCUCAACUCUGUCAUUGAUAGUAGAAACGGCUGUGAAGCUGAGGAAAGAUGGGCACAAGGUGAUAAUUGUGUCGUCUGGCGCCAUUGGCGUCGGGCUGCGGCGGAUGGAUGUGGAGAGGCGGCCAAAGCAUCUGUCGAAGCUGCAGGCACUUGCCGCCAUCGGCCAGUGCCGGUUGAUGAGUCUCUGGGACAGUCUGUUCAACCAUCUAAGGCAGCCCAUCGCCCAGAUUCUUCUCACACGAAACGACAUUGCCGAUAGAUCAAGGUAUCUCAAUGCUCAACGGACGAUCAAUGAGCUCCUGGACAUGGGCGUCAUUCCAAUCGUCAACGAGAACGACACGCUGGCAGUGUCGGAAAUCAAGUUUGGCGAUAACGACACACUCUCUGCCAUCACCGCCGCCAUGGUCCACGCCGACCUCUUAUUUCUCAUGACCGACGUGGACUGCCUGUACGACAAGAACCCGCGGACCCAUCCUGACGCCCACCCUAUUGAGGUAGUUGAAGAUAUUGGGUCUUUGGUAGCAGAUGUAUCAACCGCUGGUUCGUCCCUCGGAACCGGCGGCAUGUCCACCAAGAUCGUCGCCGCCCGCCUGGCCACCUCCGCCGGCGUGACAACCGUCAUCACGCGGUCUUCCAACCCAGGCAACAUUGUGAAGAUCGUCAGACACAUCCAAGCCAGCCGCUCCCCGCCGUCUCUCGCCACCAAGGCCAACCAGGCUACCGAAUCCACCACCACCGAUGCUCAGCAACAGCAACAGCAGCAACAACAACAACAAAACACUGCCGGUCUCCUCAGAUCGGUGUCAUCAACGACCUUGGCACCCGACUCCCGCUCCAGCACUCCAGCGCCCCCGAACACCAAGAUCCCGCUCCACACCCGCUUCCUGCCCUCCCCGCACCCGGUGCGCGACCGCUACUUCUGGAUCCUCCACGGCCUGCGCCCGCACGGGACGCUGUACAUCGACCAGGGCGCAUACAAGGCGCUCCUGGGCAAAGCCGGCCUGCUCCCCGUGGGGGUGGUCGACGUGGAGGGGAUGUUUGCGCAACAAGAGGCGGUGCGGCUGUGCGUGGUUGAUAGGAAAACGAGAAGGCGGACGGCCGCGGAAGUUGGGGGAGAUCCUAGCGACGGUGGUGGCGGUGGGAAGUUGUGGGAGGGCACGGCGCACGAGGUUGGCAGGGCGCUGACCAAUUACUCGAGCGUCGAGAUUGCGCGGAUCAAGGGGCACCAGAGCACCGAGAUUGAGGGGAUCCUCGGGUACGCGGACAGCGAGUAUGUUGCGCCGCGGGAGAGCAUCAGUUUCUUUGCCGGCGUCCCGGGGGUAAGGGAGAGCAGGCCGGCGACGCCGGUCAGGGAGGUUGUGGAUGGUAGAGGGAUUGGGGGGUAUGAAGUGGAGGGUACGGUGUUGUGAGGAAUGGGGUUUUUUUUUAAGAGAGACAGGAUUGGAGCAAGGUGGAUGGUGAUGAUAGAGAAAAUAGAGC